This is a messenger RNA of Vitrella brassicaformis, 3014 nucleotides long. The record is from the annotation of a GenBank genome assembly. NCBI's taxonomy places the organism in Eukaryota, Vitrellaceae.
CUGUGAAGGCCAAUUCAUGCAGUAGUAUGCCAACGCGUCUCGGAAUGAUGAGUCAUCACCAUCGCACCACACAGGCACAAAAUCGACAGACACAUCAGGCAGGCCAAAUAGGGUCUGUCUGUCUCCCGGACAAAGCGCUAGCACCUAGAGAAGAGAUGACGAAGCACCUUCCUUUCACAGUUGACUGCAUGCAUUGCAAUGGUACAUCAAUCACUUGACGACUUGUUUGGCCAGCGCUGCCUCUGCAUCCUCCAGGAUGUUCUCAUCCACCACCGACCGCUGCAGCGGGCUGUCACCCGCACCCACAGCCCGCUCCCUAGCAUCCCUAGCAGCGGGUGGGGCCCCACUGCUCACCACUGGCUUCGCCUCUGUCCGUUGGAUGAACUUGACCAUCUCAUUUGCAACUUCGGUGGGCAGCUCGUCGUGUGGGCAGUGGCCGGCGGGGAGCGGAGCCGUCUCAAUCAGGUCGCCCAGCCGCUGAAAGGCCUCCAUCCUCGCUGUGGCGUUGUUGAGCGGAUCACUGACACGAAGGAGAGAGGAACAGAGAAAAGGAGCAUUUGUGUGUGUGGGGGUUGUGUCAUUGGCUGUGGGCUGGGUUGCUUACAGGAGUCCCUGGAGUAUGAGCACAGGUCGACCGAAUUUGGCAAUCAGCUCGUUGUGCGACCUCUGGGGCGGCAGCUUGGCGCCGCUCGCAAUCACGCCUAUCGCCCCUGGAUCGGCACUGUCCCUGCUCACACACACACACACACGAACACACGUGUCUCGUUUGAGCACUUCCCUCUCUGGACACUCAUUGCCUCACCGUAGGAUGCAGUCGAUGAUGCCGUCCUCCACCGCCGUCCCGUUGGUAGGGUAAAGGCGCUUGCAAAUGCUGGGCGUCUGUGUCUUGAGGUAGAGGUACAGCCCCGUGGCAAACAGCUGCAGCAGUCUUUCUGGGGGCGCGCUGUAGGGCGGCAGUGGCUGUGCGUAUCCCCGAGUGGCCUCCUCCAUUGUGCCGCCGAGCGACGCCGUCACGUUGACGUACUCAGCCGGGGUGAAGACGCGACCCGCACUGUUCAGCAAGAUGGUGCCUCUGGAUUGGAUGGGGGAAACGACAAGCGAGGAGGGUGGGCAUAUGCGUGUGUGGUUUGUUUCGUGGUCGAUGCAUGCAUACCUGCAGAGGUCUCGUGUGUCCGCGGCGAGGGACUGAGCCAUGUAGCCGCCAAUGCUGUUGCCGGCGACGUAGUACGGCCCCCUCACAACCUCCAACACGAAGUCACGCAGCAAAGAUUCCCAAGUGUACUGCACCCACACAGUGACACGAACGCACUCAUGCAGGUCCUCUGCGUGUUCCUCUGAUCUCCCCUCCUCUCUCACCUGUGUGAAGGUCAGUCUAGGUUUUUCGCUGUGGCCAAAGCCAAGCAUGUCGAUCGCAAAGACCUCAUAAUGCUGCUGCAGGACGGCCAUGGUCUUUCGCCACUGGUCGGCAGAGGCCCCAAAGCCGUGCACCAGCAGCACUUUCGGCUUGGCAGGGUCGUGCUGUGUAGCGCUUUUGAUAUAUCGGACGAGGAAGCCCCGCCAGUGGUAGUAUCUCGUCUCCAGGGGCGUGUCGCUCCACGACAUGCGGGGCAGGCUCGACGGGGGGGAGGGGGAGAUGUCCUGAUAUGCCAGCAGCCGGUGCCACUCCUUCCACUCAACGUACUCCCUCUCAAUGCUGACACGUACAAGACACACAGAAUCAGACAAGGUCUUUCGGCGUGCUAGUCCCACCUUCGCAGGGGCAGCUCGACGGCUCGCCGUCGUCUCCUCGCGCUCGCGAUCUCCCUCAGCGACAGGCACCCGAAGCCCACGCUCUCUGCAAAGGCUCUGGUGAAGGCCUCCCCUCGAAAGUAGGCAUCCUUGACAGACUUUGCCGCCAUCCGCUGCACGGACCGCUGCUCGAGGGAUAGGGUGCUAUUGGCGGUACUCUUGAUGGCCGCCUUGGCAAAGUCGAGAUCACCCAUGGUGAUGUACUCGUCCAGCUUGGCCAGAGCAGAUGCCUCGCCGAAGGAUGAAGCGCUUGUCGACGGCAGGACGUCAAUGCUAUCGCCAUUGGCCAGCGAAGGUGGCCGGCCAGACGCAAACCCGAACAGGGCACUCUCAGGGGUGAGGGCUAUCCGAGCGUUCAGCAGAGUGGCCGCAUCGCUUGUGGAGCCUUCGAUGCUCUCUUCAGUGAGCUUCAGAGCGUCCACAAACGAGGGAACCUCCGUCAAAGAUCGGUCGAUGUCAGCAUUGGGGGGUGCAGGGGGAAGCGUGGCCGGCGCCGGCAGGGGCGGCAUCACUUUGCCCUUCCGGAAUCUCUUCGCAUAGGCCGGAAAGGAAGACGGCAAAGCUGAGGUAGGCGUGGAGAGAGGUCGCAGAGGUGCCGACCAUGCGUGGAAGGCCGCUCCCUUCUCCUGCGCUGCCCUCAUGACCUCAUCCUUCCACCUCUGCUGUGCGUACUCAGGGCUGUCAUGGAAGAGCACGUCUGUGAUGGCCUUGGACGCGAUCAGAUCUCCAAUCACGGCUUGCGUAUCGCCCUGGAAGAGGAACAAGUCGCUGUUGCGCUGACGCAGGGCGUCGCGCAGCUGCGACAGUGCUGAGAGCAGCAGCUGAAGACGGGUUGGCGAGACCUCGUCCAGCGCCGCUGGGUCAAAGAUGAACACGGGAAUGCAUCUGUCGCUCUGCUGCGAUGCGGCAUAGAGGGCGGGAUGGUCAUGCACGCGGAGGUCGGUAAGAGAGUAGACAACGAGGGAAGAUCCGCCUGUGGCCAGUGCAGGCAGGUCGUUUCUUGCAGUCACUGCUUGUCUUCCGGCGGCGCUCAUCCUCAGCAGCCCUCUCCGCUCCCUCGGCGCCGUAGACAGCGGCGUCUUGGUGGUCGAUAGAAAGGCGGCAGCCUCCUGAUCUUGAGCACGAAGCCGCACUGCAUCCGACUGCAUGUGCAUGAGUAACAGAAGCAAUGUAACGGCAGCAAGAUAGGUCAUCGUCAGGCCUGUUCUCAUCCUGAAAUAUAGCUG